Oncorhynchus gorbuscha (pink salmon) is the source of this 3265-nucleotide messenger RNA. RefSeq names its product IGF-like family receptor 1. The record is from RefSeq and is a predicted model, not a curated record. Lineage: Eukaryota; Metazoa; Chordata; Actinopteri; Salmoniformes; Salmonidae. The transcript is spliced from 7 exons. Gene Ontology annotation, molecular function: protein binding. Bases 578 to 1618 code for a protein of 346 amino acids.
AAUGAUGUCAUGCUCUCCGGUUAAGUAUUUUAAAGGAGUAAUGAUAUAAUUUUUUACGUAACAUCAAUUUACUUUAGGGCAAUCCAGCAUCAUGCCAGUGCACUGUGCACCCACCAACUUUCCUUUCCAAUUUGCAUGAGGCUGAAACCAGAGUUCAGUAUAUAACGACGAGAUGCUCAUGUUUCCGCUCUAACAUGGUGAGUCUUUGUUCCAAAGGCGGGAAGGCAGGCAACAAGCUUAAGUCUGUAUUUUAUUCGAAUUGGGCUGAUUCAAGACAGAUUUUGGCGAGAGUGAGCCCUCUCGCGUCUCCGCGCUGAAACUAUACCACCAGAGAAAACAGCCGUUCGAGCGAAACACCUCCUACUUUAUGUAGCCCUGAUCCUGUCUGGCCAGAAGUAGUAUGACAUUUCCUCCAGACAGUCUACAAAUACUGAAACAAACAAACCAAUUGUGCGCUGCCUUAUGGGACUCCAGUCACGGCCGGUUGUGAACCAGGGUGUCUGUGGGGACGCCUCCAACACUGAGACCCAGUGCAGACCGCUGCGCCACUCGGGAGCCACAGGCUUCUCUUGACAAAAUGGGCCACUAUUCUGAUAAUUGCUCUGAUGACUUGGAUACAUUUUGGGAUAAGUCGAUAAAUAAAUGUGUGCCAUGUCAUCCACAGCAUCCGAUCCAACCAGGGUACGAAUUUAGUCCAAACUGUGGCAUGCAUGAUGAUGGGGGGAGGUCGGAAAUACCAUAUCGGAAAUGUGCCGCCCAGACCUUCAAUAAUGGGAGCUUCGUGAAAUGCCAACCCUGUUCUAGCUGCCUCCCAACUGAUCAAAAGGUGUCCGAAUGCAACAACACGACAGACACGCAAUGCUGCGGAUCGAGGGACCAGACAGGCUGUCGGGAAGGAGUCCUGGGUACUACGACUCAACAGGUGCAACAGUCAACUUCGUUAAAGGUCCAAAUGUCAACAUCAAAUCCCACCACAGCCAAACACACUGCUCAAACCAUCAGACCACCAGACGUCAACCAUAAGACUGCAUGGAUAGUGCUUACCCUCAUCUUGGUUCUCUCUGUACUUGCAUUUCUCUUAUUCAUCUAUAUUAAGAAGAGAAGGGGAAGAUCAAGAGCCUUUUGCAUCAGAGAUAAGGAGAAUAAGCCAUGCUUUAAGGUCAGCCUUAACUGCCUCCCAUCAGACAAUAUCCUGUAUACCAACCAACAGUCAUGGAGUAGUAGGGGAACAGCAGCUGUCAAUGAAGAGGUUGCUCUCCUACAGUCAGAGACGAGGAACCUAGAGGACAUUUUGAGUCCUGACCUCCAGUCUGCGCCACUGCAGAUGGUUCUGGACAACCUGGAUGUUCUAGAGGAGCUUGUGAUCCUGCUGGACCCAGAGAUCCCUGGGGUGAAGAACACCAGCCACCUAGCAUCUCGCUGCUCCUUCCCCGCCACCUGGAUUACCUACACCUACUCCAUGAGGGACAGCAAGAGCCCCCUGAGGGCCGUGCUAGAGGGGGUCACCACCAAGCACCCAGACUGGACUGUAGGACAAUUGGCCAGGCUGCUGAGAGAGAUGGACCGGAACGACGCAGUGGUGGUGCUCACCAAACUCACCUUGUUUAAGGUUGUCUAGUCUGGGUGUGUUUUGUGUUGGGUCUGGAAAAGAUGGCUCCAUCCAGAUACAAUCACGGAGUCUCUACCACCUGCAAAGGCACUGAGAUAUAACAGGAGGGCCAGUAGGAGGCAUGCUUUCCUUAGGGACCCCAAAGUCGCAAGGCAGUGAUUGGGAACACUGUUCUUUUGUAUUAGGGUUCAAAUAAGAUAUUUAACUGUGAUAACAUGGCACUUACCACUUAAAGCAGGGAUGUUAAAACCUCUUAGUGAUCCCUUCACGCGCCAAUCCCGUUAGCGGGAUAGAUUUCACAAUUACUUAAAGCAGGGAUGUUAACCCCGGUGUCCUGAAAAAGAGGAGCCGCACACUCUAGUAGCUCAGAUGCAAUAAUGUAAUAACCUAAUAACCAACGUUUCGACAGACAAGCUGUCUUCAUCAGGGUAUAAUGACAAGCACGUUUAGGUGACUAGUUUAUAUAGUGUCAAAGGACACACACAUGUCUGUAAUCAUGACCGGGUGUGGCUUGAUAUCGUUGGUUCAUUUUCAGAUAUAUAUAGAACAUACAAAAACAUGAAUCAUAGAUACAAUUUUGUUACAUCAGCCUACAAACAUAUGCAAUGAAUAGCAAAAUCACAAAAAUGGCUUCAGAUCAAUGUCCAGGCGGCCUCUCGUUUUAACAAUAAAUUGUCGAGGUCCCCCCCAACCCCCUCUCCUAGGGAGGGUGACGUGUUCGAUGCCGAUAUAAAGUAAGUACGAAAUCGGGUGGUUCACUUCCAAAAAGUGUGCCGCAACUGGGUAUGUUGAGUUUUUGCACCUAAUGGUGCUAUGAUGCUCCGAGAUCCGUAGUUUUAAUUUGCGCUUCAUUUUACUACAAGGACAAGUUAUAAGAUAAAUAACACAUUUGAUUGGGAUCCGUUUCCCUGGUUGGGGGUUUACCAUGCAAGUCAGUUCAGAAUAGAUUCUUAUUUUCAAUGACGGCCUACGAACAGUGGGUUACCUGCCUGUUCAGGGUCAGAACGACAGAUUUGUCAGCUCGGGGGUUUGAAUUUCAAUAGCUCCUUGGUCAUGUGACUUCAAACAAGGUUCAGAAUGUCCACUCAGUGUCCCUACACAUUGCACAACCUUUAGUUUGUCCAUUUUCAUCUCACGUGGUUUUACAUGAAUUUUUCAACAUUUAGAAUUUCAAUAGUUCCUUGGUCAUGUGACCUAAUGUCCGCUGACUACCCUUCUAUAUUGCACACUCUUGUUUGUGUACUGUAAAAUCAUGCGGUGUAACAUACCUUUUUCAUAAUUUCACAUUUGCAAUAGCUCCUUGUUCAUGUCAAUAGCUCCUUGUUCAUGUCAAUAGCUCCUUGUUCAUGUCAAUUACACAUCUAAGAAGCAUGCAGUGGAUAUACACCCAUAUUGCAUAACCUCUAGUCAUGUAUCUUCUAUAUUGUUGUACAGUAUUAUUAGUUUGACAAUUAGGGGGUUCAGUCCAGUGUUUACCCUUUUCUUUAAUGUUUAUCUACAAUAGUUGGUCGUUCUAAGUACUUAUUUUCCCUGUUUUUUAUUUUUCCUAUUGUGUAUUUGGUACAGGGAUGGAGAGGGAGCUAGUGAGGUAGGCUGCAGUGGGUUUGCUGGUCAAUACAUAUACUGAACAGGGAUGGAGAGGGAGCUAGUGAGGUA